Molecule: messenger RNA, 1122 nt
Organism: Lactuca virosa
Lineage: Eukaryota; Viridiplantae; Streptophyta; Magnoliopsida; Asterales; Asteraceae
Source: the annotation of a GenBank genome assembly
AGCAAGUUUACGUUUGACUCCAUUAUCCGGUGUUCUAACAGGAAACAAACGUCUCUCCAGUUACAGACAUGGAAUGUAUGAAGAAGAUGGGUGAAAUAACUCACCAUAGAAUCAAGACCAAUGGAAUCUGGAUGCACGUUGCAGAAAAAGGCGAAGGACCAGUAGUCCUCCUCCUCCAUGGCUUCCCGGAGUUCUGGUUUUCAUGGCGCCAUCAGAUCACUUAUUUAACUAACCACGGUUACCGCGUGCUCGUACCUGACCUCCGCGGCUAUGGCGAUUCCGACGCUCCGCCCUCUCCCUCUUCCUACACCGUCUUCCAGAUCGUCGCUGACCUCAUCGGCGUACUAGACCACUUCAAUCAACAACAGGUGUUUGUGGUGGGACACGAUUGGGGCGCACACGCCGCCUGGCAUCUUGGCCUUUUCCGGCCAGAUCGGGUGAAAGGAAUCGUUGCUCUCAGUGUUGUGUUCUCUGCUAGAUCUCCAGACAUCAGUCCGAUUCAAUCGUUGACCAAAUCAUUCGGAGAUAGUUUCUAUAUGACCCAAUUCCAGGAAUCAGGAAGAGCAGAGAGGGCUUUUGCGAAAUACGAUUGCUUGACUCUAAUGAAGAAGUUUUUGCUGAUCAACCAUGGUGAUGUACUGGUAGCGCCUCCUGGAAUGGAGAUUAUCGAUCACAUGGAAACUCCUUCAUUGCCUCCAUGGAUUACAGAAGAUGAGCUUCAAGUGUAUGCAGAUAAGUUUCAGGAGACUGGAUUCACAGGAGGUUUAAAUUACUAUCGUGCUAUAGAUCUGAAUUGGGAGCUGCAAGCGCCAUGGCAAGGGGCUAAGAUAAGAGUUCCAUCGAAGCUGAUUGUUGGGGACAAAGAUAUUGGAUAUGAAAGUUGGAAAAAAGCAUACGUCCAUGGAAAUGUUAUGAAAGAAUUGAUUCCUGGUGUUGAAGUUGUGAUUAUGGAAGGCCACCAUUUUAUUCAACUAGAGAAACAUCAAGAGGUUUCUGAUCACAUCUUAUCUUUCCUUCACAAACUUGCAUAAGUUAGGGUUCUAGUGUCUCAUUCUCAUACACCCAAUGAAAAUAUUUGUUGGACUUUUCUUUCUCCAAUUUUUUGUUUUUAUUUCACGAACA